This is a messenger RNA of Daldinia caldariorum, 1896 nucleotides long. RefSeq names its product guanine-N(7)-methyltransferase. Lineage: Eukaryota; Fungi; Ascomycota; Sordariomycetes; Xylariales; Hypoxylaceae. Gene Ontology annotation, molecular function: mRNA 5'-cap (guanine-N7-)-methyltransferase activity. The record is from RefSeq and is a predicted model, not a curated record. Bases 210 to 1727 code for a protein of 505 amino acids. Gene Ontology annotation, biological process: 7-methylguanosine mRNA capping. Gene Ontology annotation, cellular component: nucleus. The transcript is spliced from 2 exons.
CUUUUUUAUCCUUUGACCCUUCCUCAGCUUCUGUAUCACCUUUGGAAGCUACUAUCUAACAUAGCAUGUAAAGAUGCAGAGUGCAUUCUUGUAAUCCGUGCCUACCUAAAUCGUACUUUAGUCAGGUUAUCUAUCUGUUAACUUCACCUACGCCAAUUACUACACGUCCCAAACGAAGAGUAAAGAUCAAAAUUAUUUUGUCUCCCGCAAUGGCAGGAGGCGACAAUACUACCGAAGAGCUGCCUCAGCCCUUCGACGCAAAACAACUCGAUCCCGCCAAAAGGCACAAGCAUUCCAGAUCUCCAAGCAGGAGCAACAGCAAGCGACGCGAAAAUAAUACGGAUGAACCUUCCAUUGACGAACUACCUCAACCAUUUGAUGCUAAGAAGCUAGAACCGGCUAAAAAACGACAGCGCUCUAGAUCACCAUCCGAUGCCCCCCGAAAACUCAAGCGCCCAGGUCGCGGUGCGCGCUUCUCUCAAGCGGAAGCAUCAUCUAUCCGCCAGCGCCACGAGCAGCGCGAACGCGAGGCUGCCGAAGCCGCAGCUACGCAGGCCGUACUAGAGCAGAGAGGUAUCAAUGAUGUUGUUAGACAGCACUAUAACGCCGUUCCGGAAAGGGGUCGCGACUGGAGGAAGACGGACAGUAGGAUCAAGGGACUAAGAUCAUUCAACAACUGGGUCAAGAGUACGUUGAUACAAAAAUUCUCUCCCGACGAAGACCACACGCCUGGCGCUCACGAGCGAGGACGCGAUAUGACCGGUGCUAGAGACCACGAGCUACUCGUCCUCGAUAUCGGAUGUGGAAAAGGUGGUGACCUAGGCAAAUGGCAACAAGCGCCACAGAGAGUUCAGCUAUACGUGGGAUUGGAUCCCGCCGAUGUUUCCAUCGAACAGGCAAAGGAACGUUAUCGUAAUAUGACCAAUCGUGGCGGCGGACGAGGUGGUAGGGGCGGCCAUAGGGGUGGACGUCAUCAGGCUCCGCCAUUCGAAGCUCGCUUUUACGCCAAAGAUUGUUACGGCGAGUCUAUUGGUGACAUAGACAUCAUCCGCCAAGUCGGAUUUGAUCAUUCGCCCAUGGGGAAGAGUGGGUUCGACAUAGUGAGCAUGAUGUUUUGUAUGCAUUACGCAUUCGAGAGCGAAGAGAAGGCCCGCAUGAUGCUACAGAACGUAUCUGGGGCGCUGAAGAAAGGCGGGCGCUUCAUAGGCUGUAUACCUAACUCGGAUGUGAUCGGCGAUAGAGUCGUUAAGUUCAACGAGUGGUUCGCGAAAAAGAAAAAGGGCGAGGCGGUCGAAAAUAAGGAUGGUGACAGCAAGGAUGACAAAGAUAAGGAGGAAGAAGAAGAAGAAGGCGAGGUUGAGGAAACGGCAGAGUGGGGCAACGACUUGUAUCGGGUCAGAUUCCCCGGUAAAACCCCCGAGGACGGUAUCUUCCGACCUCCGUUCGGAUGGAAGUACAGUUUCUUCCUUGAUGAAGCGGUGGAGGAGGUUCCGGAAUAUGUCGUACCUUGGCCGGCGUUCCGUGCCCUAGCAGAAGACUAUAAUCUCGAGCUGCAAUACCAUCAGAAAUUUGAUGAGAUCUGGGAGGCUGAAAAAGACGACCCCAUCCUAGGGCCCCUGAGCGAACGUAUGGGAGUUCGUGAGAGAGGUAGGGGCCCACUUCUAGUUACUCCCGAGGAGAUGGAGGUUGCGAGCUUCUAUCUAGCCUUCUGUUUCUAUAAAGUGUAGAUAUAUUUCAUUGGGCGGUUAGUGAAUAACAGGCAUAUGGAAACGAAACGAGCGGAUAAUUUAGUAUAGGGCACAGGAUGUGUUACUUGUGGGGUCUCGAGCGAGAAUCUUAAAGCUACGAUAAGGCCUGCUAUAGCAAUGCAAUAAAUGCUUUAAUGUCUACCUCUAA